Molecule: messenger RNA, 2968 nt
Organism: Sphaerodactylus townsendi
Lineage: Eukaryota; Metazoa; Chordata; Lepidosauria; Squamata; Sphaerodactylidae
Gene: SLC7A10
Product: solute carrier family 7 member 10
Exons: 11
Coding region: 51-1664 (537 amino acids)
Biological process (GO): amino acid transmembrane transport; D-serine transmembrane transport; D-alanine transmembrane transport
Cellular component (GO): membrane
Molecular function (GO): neutral L-amino acid transmembrane transporter activity; L-amino acid transmembrane transporter activity
Source: RefSeq, a predicted model, not a curated record
CGGCGGGCUCGGCCGGAGGGACUCCAUUCAGGCGGCCGCGGAGGGCAGAGAUGGCCGGGGAGAACCAGCACCAGACCCUCCGGAAGAGCAUCGCGGCUCACCAGCCGGCGGCUCCGGCCCAGGCGCCCCCCCAAGCGUCCCCGCAGCAGCCCCUGGCCCCCUCCGGCGCUUCCCGGGGCAGCAUCACCGAGCGGGUGGCUCUCAAGAAGGAGAUCGGGCUGAUCAGCGCCUGUGCCAUCAUCAUCGGUAAUAUAAUUGGCUCCGGCAUCUUCAUUUCACCCAAAGGAGUAUUAGAACACACGGGCUCUGUGGGGCUGGCUCUCGUCAUCUGGGUGCUCGGAGGAGGAAUUGCAGCUCUUGGGUCACUGUGCUAUGCCGAGUUAGGAGUUACUAUCCCUAAAUCAGGAGGGGAUUAUUCUUACGUCACUGAGAUUUUUGGUGGCUUAGCUGGGUUUUUAUUACUAUGGAGUGCAGUUCUCAUCAUGUACCCCACUAGUCUGGCUGUUAUCGCACUGACAUUUUCAAACUACGUUCUGCAGCCAGUGUUCCCUAAUUGUAUCCCACCCUACAAUGCCUCCAGAGUCCUUUCCAUGGUCUGCUUGUUGCUCUUGACUUGGGUGAACAGCUCCAGUGUCCGAUGGGCGACGCGCAUCCAGGAUUUUUUUACCGCAGGAAAGCUCUUGGCCUUGGGCCUUAUCAUCACCAUGGGUUUCAUACAGAUCUUUAAAGGAAAUUAUGAAGAACUGCUUCCCAGCAAUGCCUUCAAUUUCUGGAUGACCCCAUCGGUGGGGAACCUGGCAUUAGCCUUUCUUCAAGGGUCCUUUGCAUUCAGUGGGUGGAACUUCCUAAAUUACGUAACGGAAGAAUUAGUCGAUCCUCGCAGGAAUCUACCUCGUGCCAUAUUCAUAUCCAUCCCAUUGGUGACAUUUGUGUACACGUUCACCAACAUUGCCUAUUUCACGGCCAUGUCACCUCAAGAGCUCUUGUCUUCCAAUGCUGUUGCGGUAACAUUUGGUGAAAAGUUACUGGGCUAUUUUUCCUGGGUUAUGCCAGUCUCUGUGGCUCUGUCUACAUUUGGAGGAAUAAAUGGAUACCUUUUUACCUCAUCAAGGUUAUGCUUUUCUGGUGCACGAGAAGGCCAUUUACCCAGCCUGUUGGCGAUGAUUCAUGUCAAACAUUGCACGCCAAUUCCAGCCCUCCUUGUCUGUUGUUUGGCCACUGUCAUCAUCAUGCUCGUUGGGGAGACGUACACAUUAAUUAAUUACGUGUCAUUUAUUAACUACCUCUGUUACGGCGUGACAAUAAUAGGCUUGAUUGUGCUACGCUGGAAGAAACCCAAAGUCUUCAGACCGAUCAAGGUAAAUCUCGUGGUUCCAAUCACUUACCUGAUAUUUUGGGCCUUUCUCUUGAUCUUCAGUUUUUAUUCUGAGCCAGUUGUCUGUGGAAUCGGACUGAUUAUCAUAUUAACUGGAGUACCAGUGUUUUUUAUUGGCGUGUACUGGAAAAACAAACCAAAGUGUGUAAAUAGGAUAACAGAAUCUUUGACCCACUGGGGCCAGAAGGUGUGUUUUGUGGUCUAUCCUCAGGAGGGGCCUCCAGAAGAGGACGAUAUACCUUUCACUCAUUCUCCCCUCUCUGGCAGUAAAAAGAGCUUGAAGAAAUGAUGAUGUAUUUCACAUAAGAGAAGUAGAUUUAUGUUUCUUUUUUGUUUACAUUAAUUUUUUUUUGAAAAAGAGGAAGAAAAAUCUUGAAAAUGUGUUUUUUAGCAAUCCAAUAGUAAAACUCAAGCAAUGAAAUACACCAUUUCAGCACCUCUAGUGGACCGCUAAUAGCCCUUAGCUCUUUUUCCUAAAAAGAAAAAAACAGAAAAAAACAGUAAAAUGAAAUAAAAUGAGAUGGUCACUUCUUUCUGAAUUUGUGCAGACUGGGUAUGGAAAUUUAUGUGAGCAGUUACUUCACCCAGUAGUUUUAAAGCUAUGCUGUAAAGACUGUGAAGCGUGGAAGCUUCAAAGCAAGGCUGUCUUGCAACGUUAAAAAAUAAUGCAACAUGCUUUAAAGGAACAGGUAGUGUACAGUUCUGAGACCCAUGUAAUGUAGCUAGGAUAAAUACACCAAGUGCCUUAUAUCAGGGGUGUCCAACUCUGGCACUUCAGAUGUUCAUGAACUACAGUUCCCAUCGGCCCCUGCUGGCAUGGCCAGUUGGCUCUGCCAGCAGGGGCUGAUGGGAAUUGUAGUCCACGAACAUCUGAAGCACCAGAUUUGGACACCCCGUCUGCUGUGCCCAGGUCAGUAUAUUAUCUACUGUGACUUGGGUGGACUUUUCAGAGUCUUCAGCUGCAGAAUGGCCUUUUCUAGCAUUAGCUGCCUGAGAUCAUUUAAACUGGAGAUGCCAGGGCUUAAAGCUGGUACUUUCUGCAUAUGAAGCAAUACCACACUGCAUUAUGUUCCAAACACACAAGUGCAUUAAGAGCCUUACUUUAAAUCAUGUCCAACACAAACUUACGCUGUGGCUGCAGUGCAGCAAAUCUAAUGCACCAGAACAUCUCUUAAGUUUACGUUAGGUGUAAAUGUAUAUAUACAUGAGGCCUUUGUUUCUAUAGGGGCAAAAAGGAUGCCCCUGUUCUCCUGAGUGUUGGCUUGUGCCCAGAGUUAAGCGAGGAAGGCCUGCCAGAGUAAAGCUGUGUAACUGAGUCGUGUGCCAAUGUUGUGUCAUUAAACUGAAUGCCAAAAUGUAUUUUUACUUUUGAACAGAGGGAGGGGUGGCAGGGCUAGGUAGGCACUUGGUAGGCAAUAGGACCUAGGUUCAGCAUGUGGCGGGUGAAUAUACAAUUCUACUAUCAUUUUUCUGUGAAUCACAGUGUAGGCAGACUUUGUUUACAUGGUGGUUUGCCAUUGCCUUCCCCAGUUGUCUACUCCCAGCAGACUGAGUACUCAUUUUACUGACCUCGAAGCACAGGUGUCAAACUCA